GUGGUAACUGAUAGAUUCGGUGUGUACGGGGAGUAUGUCGAUGCCGUGGUCUUAGAGCAAUGUGGAGCGGUGGUCACUCAGGCCAACAGCGUUGACGGCAGCUCCUUUACUAUUACAGUAAAAGCCAGGCGUGAUUUCUUCAGGGACGGUGACGGCUCCGUUUACCUUGGCUUCCUACCAAUCGACACGUCAGUGAACCCCCUUGUGGGAUGGCUAUCACGUGAAGCAGUUGAUAGAGCUAAAAACGGUCGAUAGAGAUUAUUCGUAUAGAAAAUGCAGUGGAACCGGUGAUCCUCACUACUAUACCUGUGACGGACAACGGUAUGAUAUAUACAUGCCCGGUGAAUACAUAUUCUAUAAACACGAAACUCAGCCAUAUGAGGUUCAGACUCGUCUUGCACCGUGUGGUUCCGUAGCCUGUAACUGUGGCGUUGCUGUGAGAGUGGACGAUGACGUAAUUGUCGUGGAUCGCUGUAAAGUUAAGAAAGAGUUAAUAGUGUAUUACUGGAGAGGACAACAGUACAGCUACUACAGGGACAUUUCCACUCUAACAAUAGAGAUUUUUGUGAAUGGUGAGAUGACCCCUGGCUUCCGAUUGAUUCGUGAAAAUAGUGGAAACACGUACAAGAUCCAUCUUCCAACUGGUGCCUCGAUUGAAAUACAGGGUACAUAUAUAGGUUUCGGGGUAUAUUUUGCGCCCGCUCCCGAUGACUACGGCAUAAUAAGUGGUGGAUUCUGUGGUAGCUGCGACAGCGACAAAUCAAACGAUCUUCUCAAAGGACCAUUUGGUUCAUCGACCACGUCAUACGCUACACCAACAAAUUCUUUUUGGGAUGGACUACACGAGUUGUCUGAAUCAUGGAGAACUCCAGAUGGAUAUAAUUUGUUCUAUGGCGAAAUAGAAGACAUAGCUGCUGAUGUUGGCACUGAUCCAACUGAGGAACCGGAGCCGGAAGAGAUCCUCACAUACUGUACGUGUAGUCCCAGCACAAAUGCUAUUACUCUUGAUAAUAUGGACAGUGUCACGGUGCAAGAGGAAUGUAGCGCUGAAAAAGACCGUGCUAGAUCUCAUCUGCCAACCGAGAACUCAGAUCCCACUGAUUGUACUGACCGCUGGUGCGACGUCACUGAGGAUUACAUUCAGACCGCAGAAGCAAGGCGCAGGCGCAGACGACGCUCUACUGGAAAUAGCGAUUUGAGUUUUGAAUAUGACCCUGACUUUGUUCCAUCGGUUCCCUCGUGGCCGACCCCGUCUGGUAUAACGGAAUCCGAUGCAGAUACGUAUUGUAAUGAUAUUAUCAUCAACUCUGCCGCUGGUGUGGCGUGUGCAGGUGAACUAGAAUCUGACGAGAAAACUACAAUGAUUGACUUCUGUAAAACAGAUAUAUUGGUUAUGGACUCGUUGAAAGCUGGUGAUAACUCGGCAGAGCUUAUGAAAGAACAGUGUGAAGAAAGUGUAUCGAAAGAUCCCACCAACUGGGUGACUGUGAACGGCGCUCUCGUGCCACCCGCAUCAGUAGUAGGUGUGCUAUGCCCAUCUGAUUGCAGCGGGAAUGGAACGUGUGUAGACGGGGUAUGUGAAUGUUACGCUAACCGCGGAGGCACUGAUUGUAGUAUUAACCUUCUUGAGGCCCCGGAAGUAUUCAUAGCACAUGAUGGCGGGUUAUGCGAUGCCAGUGAAGACGAGUGUUUAUCAGUUGAUAUCCUAGGCAACAGCUUCGUGGCCUCAGACGCCCUUACUUGUCACUACACAAAGAUUAAGAUUGGAACAGAUGGUUUUGAAGUAACUGACGAAGUGACUACAUUGCCUGGGAUAUUUGUCUCUUUCGAGCUCGUCCGCUGUCCAUCUGAACCAACCUGGUCGCGCCGUCGUCGACGUGCAGCCGAGGAUGGCCCAGACGAACCCGAAGGAUCGUUAGUAUCGGUUAGCAAUGAUGGCGUGCUGACCAGUUAUGAGCUGGUUGUUAUUAUACACAACUCCAGGUGUGAUGAGUGCAAUGGUACACAAGGUUACUGUGUACGACGUGAUGAUAUCUGUAUUUCCGAUGGAGAAUGUUAUGACGAAGGCACAUAGAAUGCAUGCGUAA
Molecule: messenger RNA, 2087 nt
Organism: Saccoglossus kowalevskii
Lineage: Eukaryota; Metazoa; Hemichordata; Enteropneusta; Harrimaniidae
Product: von Willebrand factor D and EGF domain-containing protein-like
Biological process (GO): heart development; blood vessel development; determination of left/right symmetry
Cellular component (GO): extracellular region; cell surface
Molecular function (GO): nodal binding; activin receptor binding
Source: RefSeq, a predicted model, not a curated record